Messenger RNA from Elephantulus edwardii (Cape elephant shrew), 246 nucleotides. It is a transcript of the gene CTXN2, whose product is annotated as cortexin 2. The transcript has a single exon. NCBI's taxonomy places the organism in Eukaryota, Metazoa, Chordata, Mammalia, Macroscelidea, Macroscelididae. The record is from RefSeq and is a predicted model, not a curated record. Bases 1 to 246 code for a protein of 81 amino acids.
AUGAGUAGCACCUUCUGUGGCAACUCUUCAGCUAAGAUGAGUGUCAAUGAAGUAUCCACCUUCUCAUUGACUCUGGAGCAAAAAACUGGCUUUGCAUUUGUAGGGAUUUUGUGUAUCUUCUUGGGACUUCUUAUCAUCAGAUGCUUUAAAAUCCUGCUAGAUCCAUACAGUAGCAUGCCUUCCUCCACAUGGGAAGAUGAAGUUGAAGAGUUUGACAAAGGGACUUUUGAGUAUGCACUUGCAUGA